AUGGAUCCUCAUGAACUACCUCGGGCCGCAGAAGAAAUCCGACAGGAAAUAAAGGGAAUGAUACCCGAAACAGCUAUUUUGGAAGAUCAACACAGCGAAAUUCAAGCGAUGAUUCUCGAGGAGGACGAAAAUGGGACUAAGGCUUACGGGGGAGAUCCACUUGCGGCAAAGAUUUCGCGUUUGACGGGCAAGAUGGGCAUCGGCAUUGGUUGGAGAUUUCGUCUUGUUUACUGGUCGGAGCCUACCAAACUUCUUAAUGACCGAAAGCAAGGAUAUCUCAUACCAUUAAAAGAAAUCACUUUAACGCCUGGAGGAACGUUGAAAGAACGUUAUUACGUUGAAGUCACUAAUGAGCCACUUCUUAGCUCGGGGGCAGCAGCUAUUUUCAUAGUUCCAGCGUGA
This is a messenger RNA of Penicillium brevicompactum, 402 nucleotides long. RefSeq lists its product as uncharacterized. The record is from RefSeq and is a predicted model, not a curated record. Bases 1 to 402 code for a protein of 133 amino acids. Lineage: Eukaryota; Fungi; Ascomycota; Eurotiomycetes; Eurotiales; Aspergillaceae. The transcript is spliced from 2 exons.